AUGUCGAAUUUUCCAGCAUCUUUUGGUCGGGGCGAGAUCUCCCAACAUGGUGCACGAAAAGAUAGUAAGAUUAUGAUAGCGAUUCCAUCUAAAAACCCUUGCUCAAUACUAAAGAUUUUAUCCACAGGCCUUGCUGAAGAAAUCAUGAACGCUACUAUGGAAGGUGCAAGAAAUGCCAUGGAGAAGAGGAAGAGCUCAAGCGGUACUGAUGAGUUGGCCUUUGGUAAUUCUUUCAACUCCUUUGAGACAUGCAACAAUUUCUGACAUUUGAAGAAGGAACUCAUUAUUCUUCCGAUAUCGAGACUUCUAAGGAGGAGUAUGAUGCUCUUAAUCUUCCAACAGAGACGGAAAUUCCAAAGAAAGCAUUACUCCCAAGCGAGCAACCACUUAUCCCCUUCGAGCCUGCAAGAUUGAAGAAAGGCGAAAGAGCCAUAAUUACGCCAGAGAUCCAAGCCAUGCUUAAUGCAGCCGGGGUGCAAUCGAAUCCCAAGUACGAGGGCGAGAUCACGGCUGAAGUACUGAACGACUUACUUACGCCCGAGAAUGAGAACUGCGCACUUCACAUAACCUGUAUCCAUCCCAAAGCCGAGAUGAAGGAUCUAUUUCCAACGAUCCAUCAUGGGAAGGUAUAUUCUGUUGCUUGGAAUGCACCAAAUAGUGACUGGCCUAAUGCAGCUGCACGACUUUGUUUUUGCGUACGCGAAGCAGCAGAGAAGUAUCUCGAGGAGAGUGAGACUGGUGAUGGAAUCAGAAUUCUCGGGCAGAGAAUAAGCGUUGAGUGGAACCGAAAUAAGAAAUGUCCAGUUCCGGAGGAUCACCAAUCGCGAGUUAUACAACUGCGUGGACCACGAUCUUUUGGAUUUUCGGCUCAAGAUCUGUUAAAUUUCUUCGGCAAGGACAUGAAGCUUCAUAUCAUCUCUCGAAGAGAGUGGAACCACAAGACUGAUCAAAAAGUUGUCGAACUAGCGUUUUGCGGUAUUAGAGCCCAAUCCAGAAUGGCGUUUCGAUGCUUUAAGCAGAAGAUCGCCGCACAAGGACUUGGAGAUCAUUUUGAUAUUCGCUUCGCGCCUGAUCUAUGUGAUCCGAAUGCGGAUCAAGGCAAAGAUAUGUUCAUGUCGCGGCCACGAACUCCUCGUAUUCCACAAGCCAUCACACCACCACCACCACCACCACAACGUACUUUGGAGAGCAUCCGAGCCUCAAAUUGGCGUAGUGGCCAGAGGCCGAGCUCCAACUAUAUUUUCAAUGGUGGUAGAACCGCUUUUAAUCGACUCGGACCAAAAUAUGAGAAAGGUGCUGGCCCGGACGCGAAAAGUUGGAGACCUGCAAUGUGA
Molecule: messenger RNA, 1334 nt
Organism: Sclerotinia trifoliorum
Lineage: Eukaryota; Fungi; Ascomycota; Leotiomycetes; Helotiales; Sclerotiniaceae
Source: the annotation of a GenBank genome assembly